Messenger RNA from Physella acuta, 1991 nucleotides. Its product is annotated as synaptic vesicle glycoprotein 2C. Gene Ontology annotation, cellular component: membrane. The record is from RefSeq and is a predicted model, not a curated record. Gene Ontology annotation, biological process: transmembrane transport. Gene Ontology annotation, molecular function: transmembrane transporter activity. Lineage: Eukaryota; Metazoa; Mollusca; Gastropoda; Physidae.
AGACCUGUUUCUGUUGUUAGUAAUGGCGGCUGCAACUUAGUAAAGUAAACAAAAAAUUUAGAAUUGUAGUGUAGUAGAUCUACUUAAAUUUAGGACUCUAGGACCUUGACUAGAGUGUCACUAGAGUACUUUAUAUGUUUUAUUUACAAUCGAGUUACAUGACUAAAAACCAUUGCGCGCCUAUUGAACAUGAUGCCGCGCUAUUGAACGUGGUGACGCGUGUGGAGUAGUUGGAUAGAACUGCCUACUAAUUUGACCAGAGGCAGAUGUCUGGUGAUAUCCUGCAAUCAAGUCAAUCAGAUGAUGAACCCAAAGUACAUUGUGUUGAGACUGGCUGGGACUCGUCUGAUUUAAUGGAGUCAGCUGUAGAUGAGAGGAGUCAGCUUCUAGCUGAUGACGCAACAGUUGACAGUAAGAGGAGCUUUUCAGGUGAAAAGAGCAAGAUCACGAUCUUUGAAGAUGCUCUUCUUCUAUGUGGUUUUGGGCGCUUCCAUCUGUGCUUGCUGCUGCUGUGUGGUUGGGCAGUGUCCAGUGAUGCCAUUGAAGUCUUGUCCAUUAGCUUCUUGCUGCCAUCUGCAACCUGUGAUUUGGCCUUGACCUCAGCUGAUAAAGGCUUGCUCAACUCCAUUGUUUUCCUAGGUAUGCUGGUGGGGGGCUAUGUGUGGGGGUCUCUGGCAGACAAGUGGGGACGUCGCAACAUUCUGGUCUGGUCACUGUUGGUCAAUGGCCUGGGAAAUCUUGGCUCCAGCGUCUCACAGACCUUUUGGCUCUUCCUGGUCUGUAGAUUUGUCAGUGGCAUAGGUGUAGGGGGCAGCAUGCCUGUUGUUUUCACCUACUACACAGAGUUCCAACACAAGUCUAGGCGUGGGGCUAUGAUUAGCGUCCUGGCCACUUUUUGGAUGGCAGGCAACAUCAUAGCUGCAGGUCUAGCAUGGGUGGUCAUCCCCAGAGAGUAUCUGAGUGUGAGCUCCGACAGCUUCAGCUUCCACAGCUGGCGCGUGUUUGUGGCCCUGUGCACAGUCCCUAGUCUCACAUCAGCGGCCAUCUUUGUACUCAUGCCAGAGAGCCCCAAGUUUUUGUUGCAGAUAGGUAAAGAGCAGGAGGCCAUUGCAGUUUUGUCACAAGUGCACUCAGGCAACAAACUGACAACAACAUUCCAGCUUGAGGCCCUAGUGCUGGCAGAAGAAGACAAAGACACCUAUAUGGCUGUUGGAUUUCAUGUCAAACGUACUGGUCAUCCUGGAUGGAGGGUCAAGUACACCAUCUUUAAGCUGUUUGAAUCGACCAUCCAUUUAUUUGGAAAAUCUCUAAGAAGGACAACUCUAAUUUUAUUGCUCAUCAAUUUUACUCUAGCUUUUGGAUAUUAUGGUUUGUUUUUGUGGUUUCCAGAGCUGUUCAGUAGAAUAGACAAAUAUGGUGGUAGCUUCUGUGAUCUGAAGACCGGCAACACCACAGACAACAGCACUGUGUGUGAUCAGCCUGGUGACGCUGUGUACGUGGAAAGUUUUUUGACCUCAAUCUCCAACCUGCCCGGCAAUGUCUUAACUGUGCUCAUUGUGGACAGGAUUGGGAGGAAACCUUUGUUAGCCUCUAGCAUGGUGCUGUCUGGAAUCUCAGUCUUCUUCCUGUGGUUUGUCAAGACACGCUGGCAGAAUGUGCUCAUGUCCUGUCUCUUUGGUGCCAUCUCCGUCUGUGGCUUCAAUAUGCUGGACGUCUUGCAAACAGAGCUCUUUCCUACAGAUGUCAGGUCAACAGCUUUUGGCGUCCAGACAGCCUCGCUGAGGGUUGGUGCUAUUUUAGGUAACAUCAUCUUUGGUGUUCUAGUGGACACCCACUGUGCUGUACCCAUGCUACUGGUGGCUGGACUCUUGGCUUUUGGUGGGCUGGCCAGUAUAGCACUGCCCAACACAACAGGCAGGGAUAUACACUAGAGAUUUAUCUGAAGUCAUGUACAGUUUCUAUACAAAUAAAAAAUUAUUUUUUUAAAACUA